This is a messenger RNA of Maniola jurtina (meadow brown), 9863 nucleotides long. RefSeq lists its product as uncharacterized. The record is from RefSeq and is a predicted model, not a curated record. Lineage: Eukaryota; Metazoa; Arthropoda; Insecta; Lepidoptera; Nymphalidae. Gene Ontology annotation, biological process: negative regulation of transcription by RNA polymerase II; cell fate commitment; positive regulation of transcription by RNA polymerase II. The transcript has 9 exons. The coding region runs from base 259 to 2352 and encodes 697 amino acids. Gene Ontology annotation, molecular function: DNA-binding transcription factor activity, RNA polymerase II-specific; RNA polymerase II cis-regulatory region sequence-specific DNA binding; zinc ion binding. Gene Ontology annotation, cellular component: nucleus.
UACGUCAACUGUUGUACUACUAGCGCCACUAUCUAGCAUACACACGCAAUAAUCAGCGUACCGUAAACAAUGGUGUGCAACUGUGUGUGUGUAGCUUGCUCGCUCGUUUGGUUGACAAUCGCGAUGUGAUGUAUCCUACAUCAUCGCAUGCUAAGUUAUAUUUUCAUCAAAUUCUUUUAGUUUUUAUAUUAGUUAACACAUUUUUUUCUAAAUGUUCUCUUUCGUUGUGGCUACGUUUCUCUGUUUUGAUUUCUAAAUAUGUGUAAUUUGCCGCCGAAGUUCCAUUCAGUGUGUCGCCUUUGUUUAUCAUUCUGUGGCGAUAAUUGCAGUGAUGUUAAACUUCCAAUAUUCGACCGUGAUAAGGAUAAAUCACGACUUUCCGAGAUGAUAAUCACAUAUUUGUCACUAAUGGUGUCACCUGAAGAUAUGCUGCCACAGGUGGUCUGUGGUAGUUGUGCAAGCAAACUUGAUGAGUUCCACACAUUUAGAGAGUUGUCACACAAAUCAGAGCGACUCCUGGUACAAUUUGUUCAGUAUGCAAACUCGCUCACAGGUCCAAAAGAGGAUGUCCUGAACGUGACGGCGGACAAACUAGAAGAAAUAAUCAAGCCACUGAACGAAUGCGAGUACGACGACGCGAGUAAACAAAAGUACGCGGAGAUAGGCUCGCCGGACUCCACGGAAGAGAUGAAAAACCUGGAGAGUCGGCAGGCGGCGGUCACACUACUGCAGAUAAAAAACUACGACCCGACUAAGUACGCUGUGAAGGCGGAGGAAAGCCCUCACAUAAUGUUCAACAGCGUGCCGAGUUUACCGCCUUCCGACAGAGCGAGAGAGGUUAUGCAUUGUAAUGCCGUCAUCGACAUCAUAAGCAAGGCUGUCGCGGUCGCGCAGCGAGAAAACGAGGAAUCUCAGAAUUUCCCGCCUAAUUACACGAGCGUCAUCGACAGGACGCAUGUGCCCGGCGUCAGCGAGGUGAUCACGUACACGCAGGAGUACCCCGAGGAGCAGUACAGCGCCUACGCCGCGCCGCACGCCGCCAGCCCCGGCAGCAACGAUGACCACGACAACAAGGAGAUGGAUCUCUCGCUGUACGGCUGCACGAAGAACGAGUCGGCGGAGCAGUCCGAACAAGCCGACCGGGAAGCCGGCGUCUUUUUACACAGAACCUUAACAAGCAAUAAGUCUUCAAGUUUCGCGGAGGAGUACAAGCAGCACGUGUUUGGACGAACGAGUAAAUCAAAACAGUCGAAAGAGAACGCGCCAGUGUAUGAAGAUUGCAGCCAGAGCAGUAGUGGGUCAGACCCCGACAGAUUACAAAUGGAUAUUUCUGAAGUGUCGCAGGACGACCCCGAAGAGACCCAGUCAGUACCAUCAGCACAGUCCUCGCCGAAGCCGCCACACGACCCCGAGAGCGAAAAGGAAUCCCUCUGGCAGGCAUUACACAAACAAAACGGUCGGAGUGGUGGGGAAGCAACGCAACUGUUGCGCCGGUUGAUCAACAGCAAACACCUCGGUAUGACCGUGUCGCCGCUCAGAACUGCCACAUCUCCGUUGCCUGCGCCUCUCAUACCGCCCAAUGGCGCCGUCUCACCGAACGGUGAGUGGUCGAGCUCUGGGCGCGGAGUAGGCGCGGGCAACGCGGGCACGGCGCGCCGGAAGCAGAGCUGCCCAGCGCGCGCGCAGCUCGUGCACGACGCGCCCAGCGCCUGGCCACUUGCGCACGACAAUCAAGAGGUGUCAGACAGCGGCACAGGUGUUGGCGGGGGCGGUGUGAACGCGACGGGCGCGGCACGCGGCGUGCAGCGCGUCGAGCUGUCGUGCAGCAACUGCGGCACGCACACCACCACGAUAUGGCGGCGCGACGCGCGGGGAGAGAUGGUGUGCAACGCGUGCGGCUUGUACUACAAGCUGCACGGCGUGCCGCGCCCCACGGCCAUGCGGCGCGACACCAUACACACACGACGUCGCCGGCCACGGCACGACGCCAAACACUCGCGCAACAAAUCCCGUCGAAGUGCCGGCGGAGGUACUACAGAAGUCGCAAGCGGGGGCGGGGGUGUUGUAGUAGCACCAGUUGUUGUGGAGGCGGAGUCGGGCGUCCGCGGGGGAGCGGUGAGCGCGGGCGGCGGGUCGGGGCGAGGAGAAGCUGGCAGGGAGGGAGCGGAGGAGGCCGUACUGGCGGCGCUGCGGAGACAACUGCAACCGCAUCUACUAGCCGCCUUACACGCGCACGCACCGCGCCCGCACUCACACACGCAUCGCACGCAGGUCGGUCGAAGCAUGCCAGAAUACGACGAGGCGCCGCUCAACCUCGUCGCGAGCCACGUCGCGACGGAAGAAAUGCACUGACUGCCCUGUGAUACCCCUCCCUACACACUGCAAGUAAAGUUACGCAGCUCACAGCCAACUGCACUCCAUACCGUGUACAAUAACGGCCAGUUACAUAUACCAUAGACAACGUAUUGUUUAUAAAGUGCACUGUUGUGACGAUUAUUUUCUUAGAGUCGAUAAAAUUUAAACAAGUGCAAAAUGUACGACUUUAAUACAUUGAGAUUUGGGUUAUAAAUAUAAAUGUUUGACAGUUGAACUCACGUGUUAAUCGGAGUAUUUUCUAAAAGACGCUAAAAGAGAUUUGGGUUCAUUUUGGUCUUUUUAUUUUUUAACGUUUUAUUAUUAUUAGUAAAGUUGUAGAGAUGUGCAAACCUAAUUCAAAUUAUUUGUCACAUAUACAUUAUACAUAUAUGUUUUGUCACUUAUAUGACUUACAAAAUGCAAGUAUUACAUGACGUAUUGUAUUAUAAAUUAUUAGGAUAUUUAUUUUUUCGCUCGUAUAUUGUACAAGUCUUAAUUUAAAAAAAAAAAUUAAAAAAGUUCGCUCUUUUAAAAUAAUCGUCACAAAAUUCACGUUAUGGCAUAAAAGAGAUCUUAAAGAAAUUUUGAUUUUAUUGUAAUAAAUAUAAGUUUUUAUGUGUCUAAGAGAAAAAUGGUUAUUUUAUAAAGCGCAUCCGUUUCUACUGGAUCGGUAGUAUUGUAAUGUAAGGCCAGUGACAAAAGACUACGAAAGUUACAUGUUGAUAUGCAAAUCUAUGUUUUAUCCGAACUAAAUUUAAACUAUUUGUACCUACGUUAGUAUAGAAAUAGUUGAUAUUUUAGGUAAACAAUUCAAUAAUAUAUUCAAAUAUUUUUCUACUCCAUCAUCUAUAUUCUAUAAUCUAUAGUAAUAAAUAUGAAAUCUCCGAUAUGAUAGGUGAUAACAAUUGAUCUAAUUUAAAAAUGCCGAUCGGUUUACUUUGUUAUUCUAAACAUAAAUCAUGUUCCAAAGGUAUUGAGAAUUGAGCUAGAAGUCAUAGAACACAGCAAUGUCAUAAAGUUACAUAAAUGCAAACUUAUAUUAACUAUAGAAUAUUAUAGAAUUUAAUUUAUAGACUUUCUAAAAACUUUGUUGAGUUCGAUUUUGUAUUCCUUUCAUAAUGCUUCCUGCAGAAAAGGAUAGCAGAGUUUAUUUUAUGGAUUUAGUGACAUUAUUAUUGAAUAUUUCUUUUAUUAUUGAGUAAAUAAUCUUCGGUGGACAUUUAGGCUGAGAUUUAUUAUUGAGCGUACUUUGACUUUGCUCAGAAUUAAGAUUUGUAUCUGUCUUGUUUUACCUUUGUCUUAAGCCUGAGCAAACUCAAAGUAUGCUCUUUAGAAUUUAGUUUACUGAAUGUUAGAUUAUUGUUAGUAAAGAGGAAGUAGUCGACCGGCAUAACUAAAUUAGAUUUAUUGUAUCAAUUUAAUUCAUUACAUAGUACAACAACGGACGAAUAGUUUAAAUUUAAGUUCUCUAUAAGAAAAUUGAGUCUCAAAAACAGAUCUGAUUUAAAGUUAUAGUAUUACGAGGGUUAUAUGAUUAUUUGAAAUGGUAAUAAUUUUAAUAUGCAGGGCAUAAGUGUGUAUAAAUGAUGCGAUCAUUGGCGCGGCCAAUACUCGUUUACAGUGCCUAUAGGAUAUAGGUAAAGAGCUAGUGGUCUAUUUUGAGAAGUUACUUGAUACAAGCUCUCAGUUUACUUUUACCUUGCUUGGGUAUGGAAACGAUCUAGCUGGCCGUCAAAACAAUUAUUGACUAACAAAAGUUGAUUUAAAAUAAAUACCAGUUAGAUUACAAAAUAAAUUAAAAUGCAAUAAUACUAUAAACUGCUUAAAAGUUUGGUAACUUUUAAAUAAAAAAAAAAAAGCAACGACGUCGUCAACCAUCUAAGACUGGCUGGUCUACGUUUCUGCUGGUUGAUUGUGAAAGUUGUGAUUAUUAAUCGUUAUAUUCUCAAUUGUUGUGAUUGGCUAAAUUGAUCAUAUUUUUGUCAAGUUCCUACCCAAAAUUUCCCACCAUCUCUUAGACCAAUAGGUGUACAGGUACCAAUGUUAACAGAGAUUCGAAUAUUUUCCCUACAUUGUGAUAUAUGAGCGGCGAAUUAUGAAUGUUGUACUCUCAUUCAAGGUUCGAUGUUUUUUUUUAUUUGGUUUUAUUUUAAUGGACGAAAACCUGUGUAGAAUGUCUGGAUGUUAUAGACCGCGGGAUUGUCAGAAAAAAAUGCCUCAAAAUCAUGAAAUUCUUUGUUAAUAUUCAUUUUGUUUUAAACAUCAGAAGAUAUUUAUGAUAUAUAUAUGUAUAUUUUUGUGACAGAAAAUGUAUGUUAUGCACGUCUUAUGGUUACCAUUUUUAAUGGGACUUCGAAGACAAACCUAGUGUGGCUAAUUCUGCUGUUGUACACAAUCACUAAACUAAACUUAAUUGGCAGGUCUAAGUCUAAUGUUAUCCUUGUCUCUUCCGUAUUAUGAAAGGGACAGAAUUACAUUUAGACCUGUGAUUUUAGUUUAGUUUAGAGAUAGCGUGAAACGUAAUUAGCCACAUUGUGUUGUAUGAAAGUUCAUUUAUAUGACUGACAUCUCUCGGUCUAUAACCAUUGUGAAACUCAUUAUUGAUAAGUGAUCAAUUUCGGGUUUCGGAACCUUGCCUUUAACGCUCUCUUGAUAAUGAUGAAAUUAUUGUUACGGUUACCUAUUGCAGGAAGCAAGUAUUCUUUUAGGAUUAGGUCAGUUUUAAGGUAUUGUAAAUUUUUAUUAUUUACUUAGUUGUAACGAUAAUUCGUAAAUUUAUAGUUAUUUAUUUCCCAUUUCGGUCAGUAUUUAAAUGUAAGUAUUUUUUUUACUCUGGCGAUUAUUAUUAUUCGUUCGUAAUGAUAAUUAUAUAAAUAAGGAUAUAUAUUAUGGUCUGUUUUAAGCAAUAAUGACAAAAUAUGAGUCUCCUUAUACAAAACUGCAAGCGGAGUCGCGGUAGACAUUAUUUUUUAACUUUUACGGAAGUAGGUAGGACAGAACGAUAAAAAAUAGAUGAGCAAUAAUUAAUUCUAAAAUCUUCCCAUGACACGUCGUUGAGUAUGCAGUACCCGGCAGGAAAUAUUGCACCUUUAGAAAGAGAUACCGAUUUAUAACGGUUUUGAAGCGCGUUGUCUCUGUCGUGCAGACCGACAAAACGUCACAUAGGUAUGAGUGACAGAGACAGCGCUCUACAAAGCGGAAAUCACUUUCUUGGUCGAUAUAAAAUAUUUCCUGCCGGCUACUGUAUGAUAAUUUGUACAUUAUACAUAAGUAGCAUCGCACUUUUUAAUAUGCAUAAUGCCGUUAUACUUAAUAUUAUAUUUUUUGGUAUUAGUUACGUAUUUAGAGUUUAGUUGUAAUCGUUGGAAGUGUAAGGAACCAAUACUGAAUAUUCCACUGCAUGGGAUGCAGCGCGUCGGGCCUCCAUCGAGCACGCAUAACCAAAUGGUCGUGGCAUUAUCUUAUUUUGUACUAGAAUCACCUCAUUGUGGUCAGUGUUAUGUAAAUAAUUGUGUUAAAAGCGGAAAAGCAUUUACAUUACUUGUAAUUUACUCGGGGCUGUUUUAGUUUUUUGCCAGUCGCCUAUAUUAACUCAUUCGAUCACCGUCCUUUACUUAACGUCUCUACUUAAUUUAGUAUUAAUUUAUUUAUUAUAUGAACCCCCCACGGGCCAGUAAUACGAGCAGUCUAUGAGACAUUGUGAUAUCUUUAGCAGACCUUGCUUACACUUCGUGCGUUCGUAAGCGAACAGGUAAACUACGUCAUUUCUGUUGCAGCUUAUAUUUCUACUCAUAAUAUACAUUAUCGGCCGAAAAUAAUAAUCAAUCUAUCCGUAAUUUGUCAAUAAGUUACUUAACAACGUUGUUAUUUGUCAAAAAAAGAUGAUAAUAUAUAGUGCAUACUUUUUGAGACCUCAUUCGCCAUUUUAGCUUUAUGUGUCAAAUGAAAAGUACGGUUUACCUUUAAAUUAAGGACUAAAAUCGUACUUUUGACAUGAUAGUUGACAUAAUACAGUCCGACAAGGUUCUUAUGGCACUUGAGUGAGAGCGCAGUUGUAGCUCUAUGCUGAUACAACGCAUGCAACGAACUAUCAACAUGUGCGCUUCUCAAGAUGGCGGCUUUAGUUCUGAUUUUGGCCACGCGCCAAUAGAGCCUUGUCGGACUUUAGAGUUAAAAUGGCGAGUGAGAUAUCAAAAUGUAGGUAUGUAAUGCAUACAUUUUGAUAUCUCACUACAAUUUUUAUUAACAAAUAACAACGUCGCUAAGUAUCGUAUCGUGAGGAUACAGAUAGGAAUUGGCCGUAUAUCACCACGUGGUUGGUGAUUUAGGUUGAAAUCUAUUAAGUGCACUUUGACUUUGCUUAGACUUAAUGUUUCAGUUAGAACGAGACGGAUUUAUGCCAGCGGUAUAACGCUGUCUCGUUUUAACAGUGUCUUAAGUCUGAGCAAAGUCAAGCUAUACAGAUUUCAGCCUUAUUGUCGUAUUCGAAAAGCUUUAAAAAUUGAGAUUAUUUAUCCUUUAAUUGGGAUCUCUGUAUAGUUAUCGAUGCUAUAAUGUUUCGUGGCAUCGCUUACUCACUCUUGUGUGAAACGGCAAUUUACCUUGACAAUAAACAUUUAGACCAAUAAGCAGCUAAAAUACCGUAAAUAUCGUAAAUAUUUAAUAAUCUCAAAAGUUUGCUCUCUAUAAUAUUUUUCAGCUCUCUCGUUUUAAAUAGUUUAUCAUCGUGAUUUUUAAAAUAUUUUCGAUCUUAUUCUUAGAGUGAUUAGGAAGAAAAUGUCUUCAAAGAAUUAAUUCAGUGAAUUUAACUUCUCUUAAGUAUCGGAAUAGUUUCGUGGUGACGUCACAUAGUUAACGUUCUCCAUUAACAUUGCUUGCUGCUCGCAGCAGUGAUACAGUAUUAUUUUUAUUCAUUAUAUUACUCUGUACAUUUUUCUUAGUUGUAUUAUGUUUCUAGUUAUCUAAUUGAAAUUCAACUUUGGUUUAACAAUUGGUUGAAUUGUGAAAAAAAAUCACCUCAUAGCAAUAUUAUAACCUAUUUUUAUAAACCUGGUUUUAGUACUACUUUUAAAAAAGAUUGUAUUCAAUCGAUGAAUUCAGAAUCCCUCAAGAUAAGAUGCAGCUGCGUUUUACUAAACGAUUUGGUUAUUUAUUGUAACGUAGGUUAAUUUUACGGAUUACGGUUUUAAGAUAUGAACAAUGUAUAUCAAGUUACUAACAAACCGGUUGUGUCGUGUGCUUAUGUCUAACAAGCAUGUGUUUGUGAUUUUGUGUUACGUUUCGUCUGUGUCUUUGUGUACGUCGUGCGUACCUUUGUGUGUGUACACUACGCACACGGUACCAGUUCUGUUUUUUUUUUCUGUAAGUAAUUAUAUAAUUUAUGCUGAAAUAUUGGCCAUGUAUGUUCCAAACAAUUCCACAUUGUAACAUUGCGAUGAUAAGACUGAUGGUCACUCUCUAAAAUCUCUUCUGUUUUAUGUUAUACGUAAACUUUAUUGAUCCGUACGAACGGAGCUCGGUAUUAUCGAUGGAAGUAUUUUAAUUCGAUAUGUGAUAUGUGUUUGUGUGUGUUUCCGAAAAGCAAUAACAAUGUGAUAAAUAAUUGUGAGCAAUUGUAUGCACUAAACUGAAUAUUUGCAUAAUGUGAAAUUAAUAAUAAUGUCAAUUAAAAUAAUGAAUGUACCGGAUAUUUAAGCUUUUAAAUUCUCGUUCAAUUAUAACUAAAACUAAGCGCGCAUGCGACCGAUUUUAAUGGACAUUGUCAAAAACAAUCUAUAAAAUCUCCUUACGAAGGAAGAGAAGAGAUAAGACGAGCGGUACAGCUGUGGAUUGCGCAAUUUAUAUGUAUAUGUGCCCGAAAACCUUAUAUUUUGUAUGUUAAAAAUAUUCUAGACUAUGAAAAUGUUCACUCAAUUUAAUAACAUAAGGUAUUAUUAUAAUAUUGAUAAUAACUUGCUCAAAUCUUAUACUUCAGAUUUUUUCUAAUAAAGUAGAUGGUCUCAAAAUGUAUUUAGGCUGAGAUCUUUAUAGCGUACUUGACUUUGCUCAGACUUAAGACACUUUAAAACGAGACAGGGUUUUGUCCCCGACAUAAAUAUAUCUCAGUUUAACUAAAAAUAAUAAUUAAGUCCAAGCAAUGUCAAAGUACGUUAUACGGAUCUCAGCCUCUGUUGAUUGUUUCUGAAGCGAUCGCAAAUCGGUAACAUAUGCGUUUAGUCUUAUAGAUUAAUUUCAAAUUAUUUUUAUAAGAUCCAAAUGAUAAAUUUUCCAGUUUCAAAUAAUUCCAUGUAAGAGUAAGUACCUAAGCUUGAAUAAGAUCUUCCGUUACACUAUGCAGCAAUAAAAUAAUUGCCUUUAACUAUGAGACACUAAUCAUCUUCGAUAUGUAUCAAUUUUAUAUAUAAAAAUAUAGUGUAAAUGUCUAGUUUCCAGUAAGCUUAAUGGCCAGUGCACAUUUAGGUGGGACCUGCGGCUCAGUAAUGGUCAGAAAUAGAAAUAUUCAAAAAAAAAUUGAAAGUAUCUUUAAAUUGCCAAAUGCCACUCUAAAAAUUAUUAAGAAAGAUAAUAUACGCAAUAGAAGCGUAGCCUAACGAUUUCAGCGUUAAAUCGAUGGUAUAAAUACAACGAUAUAACGCUGUCUCAUUUUAACAGUGACUUAAAUCUGAGCAAAGUCAAAGCUGUAUAGAUCUCACCCUUAAAUUACAAAUCCAUUUGCAAUUGCAUUGUCAGUUAUUAGUAUCAGAUGAGAUCGUAAACCUGUGCAAGAUUCUUAAUAAAUCUAAAACCAUAAACGGUAUUUAGUUGCUCAAAUCCAAAUGCUCGUUACUUAUUUAAGUAAAUAAGAACAUUUUAAAUGGUCAAAGGAACCACCACUGGUUUGAAAGAUGCGAUGUCACGGCCCGCCUAGAUGUGCUCGAGCUCUAAAGGACCAUUACAUUUGUUGAUUGUUAUCGUCAUUAUGUAUAUUGUAUAGUCAUUGCAACGUAAGUUUCAGCAUAAAUUAUCCGUUAAGUACGUUGCUGAUCUGCGCCGCACCGCUCAGUUACUGCACACAGACCGUCUCUGAGGUUGAGGUUGAGCGCACUUUAACUUUGCUCAAACUUAAGGCACUGUUAAAACGAGACGGUGUUCUGUCGCUGGCAUAAAUAAAUCUGUCUCGUUUCAACUGUAACUUAAGUCUGAGAAAAGUAAAACUUCGCUCUAUAGAUCUCGGCCUGAGUGAACAUUCAAAUGUGGAUUGUACGCAUAAAUUAAAAUAAUUAAAUUGAUACUUCUGUGCGUAUACACCAAUCCAUCAAGUGUGCAAGAAGGGUUUUGUUAAAGCUGAAUGGUUAAUUGUGGAUUGUCCAACUCGCCUGAAAUAUCAAACCUAGGAUAGUUUUAUUCCUUUUUUUUGAUUGCCAGUGUAAGUACACUUCAGUAGAAUCAUUCACAAGAAAAAAUAGUGACAAAACAACGCUGAGAUCAUUUUGAUAGAGCUCAUUUUGACUUAGCUCAGACGACAGUGA